AUUAUAAGUACAGUAUCUCACAAAAUGACAGCAAAACAAGUCAUAGAUGUGAUAAUACUUGUGUUUUUAGUGCUAAUAGUGAUAUACAAUGUCAUACCAUUAGUGAUAUAUUUUCUGAAAAAGUGUUUCAGUGGUUGGACUAUUCAAAGAGCCAAACAGUUAGAACCAAAGUUAUUGACGAGUCCAUGGAUUAGGACUACCAAAUCAAAGAGAAAAAUAAGUUUGAUUGACAAGUGCUCUACUGUCUCACAAUUGUUUGACAAAACAACUGUUGUGUAUAAAGACAAACAUAGCUUUGGUUGUCGUCAGGUAUUACAAGUAGAUGAAGAAAAACAAGAAGACGGUCGCAUCUUUAAGAAGUUAGUCUUAGAUGACUACAAGUGGUUCACGUGUCAGGAAAUCAGUGAAAAAGUAGAUUUUACUUCCAAAGGUUUUCUAGCCAUUGGAAUAAAGCCUAAGGAUGUGGUUAUGAUAUUUGCCGACACAAGACUUGAGUGGAUGAUUGCAAGUCAAUCACUAUUCAAAAUUGGUUCAACUGUUGCCACACUUUAUGCCACAUUAGGUGAAGACGGCAUCAUAUAUGGCAUCAAUGAAGCAAAGGUCACACAUUUGGUCACAAGUUUUGAUCUUUUAUAUAAAUUGAAAGGUCUUCACAAUAAACUCAAAGAUCUUAAAGUUAUUAUUUAUAUGAACACUAAUAAAGAAUCCAAAAUUGAAGAAUUGUUUACUAAAGAAGAACAACAGAAGAUUAGCUUUUAUUCUUUGAAUCAAAUCGAAGAAAUGGGAAAAUCAAAUCAGCAAUUAAAAGGUGAAGAUCCCAGAGCUGAGGACACAGCUAUCUUAAUGUAUACGUCCGGUUCAACCGGAGUACCAAAAGGUGUUGAAAUUUCUCAUAAAAAUCUUUUGUCGGCUAUAAAAGCUUUCAAUACAUUGUCAGAUGCACUGACAGACAGUGAUGUCUACUGUGCUGUCUUACCAAUGGCUCAUAUUCUUGAAAUGAGUGCUCAACUCUUCUUUAUAUCAAAUGGUUUGAGUGUCGGAUAUGCGAGUGUUAAUACUCUAACCGAUAGGUCGCCUGGUCUUAAAAGAGGCAUAAAAGGAGACUUAACAUUACUUAAACCAACAAUUAUGACAUCAGUUCCACUCAUAUUAGACAGAAUGCGAAAGAUAAUCGAAGAGAUUGUAACCAAAAACAUCUUUAAGAGAGUUUUUUUUAACUUUUUCUAUUAUCAAAGACACUUCUGGAGUGGUUAUGAUAUCAAUACUCCAAUCAUCAGUUUUAUAUUUUGUCGAAAGUUUAAAGCAAUUCUUGGAGGAAAAGUAAGAAUUAUAGCUUGCGGUGGGGCCCCACUCACACAACAAACACAACUAUUUGUUCGUAACUGUUUUCAUGUCAUACUAUUACAGGGUUAUGGAUUGACUGAAACAUCUGCUUCGGCAACACUUAUGGAUUUGGAUGAUCUCAGCGUUGGUUUUGUUGGGCCACCUCUGGAAGGAAUUCAAAUAAAACUCAUUGAUUGGGAAGAAGGCAGCUAUAGAGUGACUGACAAACCAAACCCAAGAGGAGAGGUUUUGAUUGGUGGAGAAACUGUUACUAAAGGCUAUUAUAAUAAUAAGAAAUUGACUGAUGAGUCCUUCAAACACGACAAUGGAGUCAAUUGGUUCAUUACCGGAGAUAUCGGCGAAAUAUAUCCAAACGGAUCCCUAAAGAUUAUUGAUCGCAAAAAAGAUAUCAUAAAGUUAGCCACAGGAGAGUAUGUCUCUCUCGCUAAGAUUGAAUGUGCACUCAAAAAGUGUCCGAUUGUCGACAAUAUCUGUAUUUAUGGCGAUUCGGGUCAAGAUUUUUUGAUUGCACUCAUUGUUCCCAAUAAAGUAGAGUUGAAAUCGUUGGCUACAAAACUGACAAAAAGUCAAUUAAAAUUCAAUGAUUUGUGCGACGAUUUAGAUGUAAAUAAUGAAGUGUUAAAACGAUUUCAACAAAUGGGAAAAAUGGCAAAACUUUUGAAGAUUGAAAUACCUAACAAAGUGAAGAUCUGUGCCGAGGAAUGGCUGCCAGAAAACAAUUUGGUGACCACUGCUCUCAAAUUAAGACGAAAAAAUAUUCAACAGUUUUACCAAAAAGAUAUCAACAAAAUGUAUUCAAUGAAUACUAAAAACUAA
Oppia nitens is the source of this 2160-nucleotide messenger RNA. Its product is annotated as long-chain-fatty-acid--CoA ligase 4-like. The record is from RefSeq and is a predicted model, not a curated record. Gene Ontology annotation, cellular component: endoplasmic reticulum; plasma membrane; lipid droplet. The transcript has 3 exons. Gene Ontology annotation, biological process: neuron differentiation; long-chain fatty-acyl-CoA metabolic process; long-chain fatty acid metabolic process. Gene Ontology annotation, molecular function: palmitoyl-CoA ligase activity. Bases 25 to 2160 code for a protein of 711 amino acids. Lineage: Eukaryota; Metazoa; Arthropoda; Arachnida; Sarcoptiformes; Oppiidae.